This is a messenger RNA of Exaiptasia diaphana, 1160 nucleotides long. RefSeq names its product cytochrome b5 domain-containing protein 1. Bases 50 to 703 code for a protein of 217 amino acids. The record is from RefSeq and is a predicted model, not a curated record. The transcript is spliced from 4 exons. NCBI's taxonomy places the organism in Eukaryota, Metazoa, Cnidaria, Anthozoa, Actiniaria, Aiptasiidae.
AAAGAAACCAGGAAGAAAUACCUCGUUGUUGAUUCUAUUUGCGUAAAAUAUGCCUGCAAAACGGCCAAAAUACUUCACUCCUAACGAAGUUAGCAUACAUAAUACGUUGAAGGAUCUCUGGGUGUCUUUUCUUGGGAAAGUUUAUGAUUUAACUCCGCUUUGCGAGCAAGAAGCUGGCGAUGUUAUGCUUAAACCCAUCAUAGAAUAUGCUGGGAAAGACAUUACACAUUGGUUUGACAAGAAAACCAAAGAUAUAAGGACCCAUGUCGACCCAGUGACAAAUUGCAAGAAUUAUUACACGCCAAGGGGACGAUUUAUACACAUACCACCCCCCUGCCCUCGUACAGAUUGGGCAAAUGACUUUGGUCGUCCAUGGUGGAAGAAUGACACUUAUUGUAUCGGCGUCUUGUCAGGCAAGACUCGGAAGAUACGAAUAAUAAACACCCUAACCUCUCAGGAACAGAUUUUGGAGGUUUGUUCAGAAGAAAUCCUGACAGAAAUUCAAGACCGUUACAUUAAAUACAACAGUCAUGCUCCAAGCUACACUUGGAAAUACAAAGGAAAAAAUUUAGACAUGAAUAAGAYGCUCAUAGAAAAUGGAGUAGACGAUGAAAGUGAAGAAUUUUUCAAACUGGGAAUGAACGAAGAGCAAUUCUUACCACCCAUUCAUCUGUAUUUCAAUGACGACUUAACGGAAGCAUAAAUAGCAAAAAAUAAGGGUGUAGGAUGUGGUAAAUAAUGGCAAUAUUGUAUAAAGGCAGUUUUAAACUUUGUGGGUAAUAGUUUUAGAUCAGGAGAGCAUCAUUUUUUUAGAAGACCGCUGUAUUAUAAGCCAGCUAAAAAAUGUAAAUAUUUCAAUAAUUUUCAUUUUGUUUUUAUUAUUUAACUAUGAGUCAACGUUCUCGUAUAAACCAGUAGUCUGGGUUAUAUCCCUUGUAAAAUAAUUUAUCUAUCUUUGGUAUUUUGAAAAUUUCUGGGAUAUAACGCAUACUAAUAAACCAAUCACACUGUAAACAUAGUUAAUCUAGUUCCAAAACUAAGACAAGAUAUAUAUUUUAUGUUUAUACUUGCUUCUAAUGUAAAGAAAACUGUUUUAUAAAUUUUGGAAAUUACUUUCUCUACGUUUCUAAGCCGUUAAUAAACAAGAAACUCAAACAGCA